AUGGCUUCUCUUCCAUACGCCGCCGGUUCCUCCUUCCAUCACCGCCCUUAUCCCCCCACUGUCAUCAAGUACGGCCUGAAGUAUUCCCCCGGCGCCGUCUCUUGCAAAGCUACCAACGGGCCGGCGACCCGACGAGACUUACUGCUGGCAGGCGGGCUCUACGGUGCGGCCGCCCUCACCCAAUCACCACCGCCGCCGCCAGCACUCUCCGAGCCAAUCAAGGCACCUGACACGACCGAAUGUGGGCCCGCGGAUUUGCCGGUCGGAGCCACGCCGACCAACUGCUGCCCGCCUCCCACCACGCGCUACAAGGACUUCGUUCCUUCCGCUCCCACCUUCCAGCCGCCACGCUUCAGGCCGGCGGCUCACCUCGUCGACAAGGCCUACGUUGCCAAGUACGAGAGAGCCGUCGCGCUGAUGAAAGCUCUCCCCGCCGACGACCCGAGGAACUUCAUGCAGCAGGCGAACGUGCACUGCGCGUACUGCGACGGCGCGUACGAGCAAGUAGGGUUCCCGGAGCUGGAAAUCCAAGUUCACAACUCCUGGCUCUUCUUUCCUUGGCACAGGUACUAUCUCUACUUUUACGAGAAGAUCUUGGGGAAGCUGAUCGGCGACCCAACAUUCGGUCUACCGUUUUGGAACUGGGACAACCCGGCCGGGAUGCAUCUCCCGGCCAUCUACGCCAACCCGAAGUCCCCGCUCUACGACCCGCUCCGAAACCCGAACCACCAGCCGCCGACCCUGAUCGACCUCGACUACAGCGGCGAGGACGUCACCAUCCCGGCCAAGGACCAAAUCACGAGAAACCUCACCAUCAUGUACAGACAAGUGGUGUCCAACGGCAAGACGCCCACACUGUUCCUCGGGAGCCCCUACCGAACCGGGGACGAACCGAACCCAGGACCCGGUUCCUUCGAGUCGACCCCACAUGGACCGGUUCACUUAUGGACCGGAGACCCGAGCCAGCCGAAUGGAGAGGACAUGGGUGAUUUCUACUCGGCGGCGAGGGACCCGAUCUUCUUCGCCCACCACGCGAACAUCGACCGCGUGUGGAACGUGUGGAGGACGUUCGGAGGAAUGAGGGGUGACUUCAGCAGCCGCGACUGGCUGGACGCGUCGUUUUUCUUCUACGACGAGAACGCCGAACCGGUCAGGGUUAGGGUUCGGGACUGCCUGGACAACAGGAAGAACAUGGGGUACGUGUACCAGGACGUGGGCAACCCCUGGGUGAACUCCAAGCCACAGCUGCCACCCAGUGCUGCAAGGAAGACCGACCAACCGGUUACGACGACGACCAUUGAACCCACGACGUCAUUUCCUGCUGCCCUGGGCAGCGGCAGGAUGAAGGUGGAGGUGAAGAGGACGAGGAAGUCGAGGAGCAAAGAGGAGAAGGAGAAGGAGGAGGAGGUUCUCGUGGUCGAAGGGAUCGAGUACGAUACCCAGGAUUUCGUGAAGUUCGAUGUGUGCGUGAACAUCGGCGACGACGAGGAGGUCACCCCGGUGAGCGCGAAGCUUGGUGGGUGCUUCGUGAAUGUGCCGCAUGGGCACAAGGGAGAUGAAGGGACCAAGUUCAAGAGUUGGUUGAGGAUGGGUGUGAAUGAUUUGUUGGAGCAGUUGGAGCUUGAGGGCGAUGAUAGCAUUAUGGUCACUUUGGUGCCUAGGUCUGGUGGUGCUAACAUUGAUGGCGUCUCGAUUGAGUUUCGUAGCAAUUGA
Messenger RNA from Linum trigynum, 1713 nucleotides. The record is from the annotation of a GenBank genome assembly. NCBI's taxonomy places the organism in Eukaryota, Viridiplantae, Streptophyta, Magnoliopsida, Malpighiales, Linaceae.